GCGGCCUCAUUCCGAGGCGGGCGGGCGCGGAGCGCGGCGCGGGCGGGCGGGCGGACGAGCGGGCCGGGCCGGCCGAGGAUGCCGCUCGGGACGCCGCGGUCCUCGUGCCAGUGAGCGCCGAGCGCCACCGCAGCCAUGACCGUGGAGUUCGAGGAGUGCAUCAAGGACUCGCCGCGGUUCAGGGCGACCAUCGAUGAGGUGGAGACAGAUGUGGUGGAGAUAGAGGCCAAACUGGACAAGCUGGUCAAGCUGUGCAGCGGAAUGAUCGAGGCUGGCAAGGUCUACGUCACAACGAACAGGCUUUUCGUGAGCGGUGUCCGAGACCUGUCUCAGCAAUGCCAGGGUGACCCUGUCAUCUCGGAAUGUCUACAGAGGUUUGGAGACAGCCUGCAGGAGAUGGUCAACUACCACAUGAUCCUAUUUGACCAGGCCCAGAGGUCCGUGCGGCAGCAGCUCCACAACUUCGUCAAAGAGGAUGUGCGGAAGUUCAAGGAGACCAAGAAGCAGUUUGACAAAGUGCGGGAGGACUUGGAGCUGGCCCUGGUGAGGAAUGCCCAGGCUCCGCGGCACCGGCCCCACGAGGUGGAGGAGGCCACAGGUGCGCUGACCCUGACCCGCAAGUGCUUCCGCCACCUGGCGCUGGACUACGUGCUGCAGAUCAACGUUCUCCAGGCCAAGAAGAAGUUUGAGAUCUUGGAUUCUAUGCUGUCCUUCAUGCACGCCCAGUACAGCUUCUUCCAGCAAGGCUACAGCCUGCUGCACCAGCUGGACCCCUACAUGAAGAAGCUGGCAGCAGAGCUGGACCAGCUGGUGAUCGACUCAGCAGUGGAGAAGCGGGAGAUGGAGCAUAGGCACGCUGCCAUCCAGCAGCGGACGCUGCUGCAGGACUUCUCCUACGAUGAGCCCAAAGCAGAGUUUGACGUGGACGCUCCCAGCGGGGUGGUGAUGGAGGGCUACCUCUUCAAGAGGGCCAGCAACGCCUUCAAGACGUGGAACCGGCGCUGGUUCUCCAUCCAGAAUAGCCAGCUGGUCUACCAGAAGAAGCUGAAGGACGUGCUGACCGUGGUGGUGGACGACCUCCGCCUGUGCUCUGUGAAGCCAUGUGAAGACAUCGAGCGGAGGUUCUGCUUUGAGGUCGUGUCACCCACCAAGAGCUGCAUGCUGCAGGCUGAUUCAGAGAAGCUGCGGCAGGCCUGGGUUCAAGCUGUGCAAGCCAGCAUCGCCUCCGCCUACCGGGAGAGCCCAGACAGCUGCUACAGCGAGAGGCUGGACCGCACAGCAUCCCCAUCCACAAGCAGCAUUGACUCCACCACGGACCCCCGGGAGCGCGGCGUCAGGGGCGAGAGCGUGCUGCAGCGCGUGCAGAGUGUGGCUGGCAAUGGCCAGUGUGGCGACUGCGGCCAGCUGGACCCCCGCUGGGCCAGCAUCAACCUGGGCGUGCUGCUCUGCAUCGAGUGCUCGGGCAUCCACAGGAGCCUGGGUGUCCACUGCUCCAAGGUGCGGUCCCUGACUCUGGACUCAUGGGAGCCAGAGCUGCUGAAGCUGAUGUGUGAGCUUGGGAACAGCACCGUGAACCAGAUUUAUGAGGCCCAGUGUGAGGGGCCGGGCAGCAGGAAGCCCUCGGCCAGCAGCCCCAGGCAGGACAAGGAGGCCUGGAUCAAGGACAAGUACGUGGAAAAGAAGUUCCUGCGGAAGCUGCCCUCUGCACCGUCCCGGGAGGCCCCGCGACGCUGGCGGGCGCAGAAGUGCCAGCGCCACCACAGCUCCCCCCGUGCCCCUAACACCCGCCGCAAGGUCCGGAUGGAGCCUGUCCUGCCCUCCGUGGCUGCUCUGUGCUCAGGCGCCAUGGAGCGGAGGUUCCGCCGGGAUUCCCUUUUCUGCCCUGAUGAGCUGGACUCCCUCUUCUCCUAUUUUGACGCAGGGGCUGCUGCGGCGGGUCCACGCAACCCCGCAGGUCUGAGCAGCGACAGUGGCUUAGGGGGCAGCUCCGACGGCAGCUCGGACAUCCUGGCUUUCGGCGCGGGCUCCGUGGUCGACAGUGUCACUGAGGAGGAGGGUGCAGAGUCGGAGGAGUCCAGCGGUGAGGCGGACGGGGAGGCAGAGGCCUGGGGGCUGGCGGAUGUGCGUGAGCUGCACCCGGGUCUACUGGCGCACCGUGCGGCGCGCACCCGCGACCUUCCUGCGCUGGCUGCGGCGCUGGCCCACGGGGCCGAGGUCAACUGGGCAGACGCGGAGGACGAGGGCAAGACGCCAUUGGUACAGGCGGUGCUGGGGGGCUCCUUGAUCGUUUGUGAAUUCCUCCUGCAAAACGGAGCGGACGUGAACCAAAGAGACAGUCGGGGCCGCGCGCCCCUGCACCACGCCACGCUCCUGGGCCGCACAGGACAGGUCUGCCUGUUCUUGAAGCGGGGUGCCGACCAGCACGCCUUGGACCACGAGCAGCAAGACCCUCUGAGCAUCGCAAUCCAGGAGGCAAACGCCGACAUUGUCACUCUGCUCCGUCUCGCGCGCAUGGCGGAGGAGAUGCGCGAGGCCGAGGCACCCCCGGGCCAGCCGGGCCCCCUGGCGGGCAGUAGCCCCACGGAGCUCCAGUACCGCAGGUGCAUCCAGGAGUUCAUCAGCCUCCAUCUGGAGGAGAGCUAGGGUGGGGCCGGCCGGGAAGUGGCGGGACCCCCGCC
Molecule: messenger RNA, 2678 nt
Organism: Rhinolophus ferrumequinum (greater horseshoe bat)
Lineage: Eukaryota; Metazoa; Chordata; Mammalia; Chiroptera; Rhinolophidae
Gene: ACAP3
Product: ArfGAP with coiled-coil, ankyrin repeat and PH domains 3
Exons: 24
Coding region: 136-2643 (835 amino acids)
Cellular component (GO): cytoplasm
Molecular function (GO): protein binding; GTPase activator activity
Source: RefSeq, a predicted model, not a curated record